This is a messenger RNA of Fusarium odoratissimum NRRL 54006, 836 nucleotides long. RefSeq lists its product as uncharacterized. The record is from RefSeq and is a predicted model, not a curated record. The transcript has a single exon. Bases 1 to 828 code for a protein of 275 amino acids. NCBI's taxonomy places the organism in Eukaryota, Fungi, Ascomycota, Sordariomycetes, Hypocreales, Nectriaceae.
AUGGACUCAUUGUACGAGGAUGUCUUCGAGUCUUAUGGCCGUGAAUCCGAAUCCGAACCCGAGCGUUUCGAAGAAACCUUUGAUUCUUCCUGCACUCCAGUAAAAAGACAAUGUGCGAAACGCCGGAAACUCGGCAGGCGCUGUUUCCGGUGCCGUUUGAAGCUUGCAUUAGGGGACGAGUCUGAGGAACCUACCAAGUCAGCACUUGAACUUGCUGUUGCUUCUCAAGCUUCUCCAAGAAACGACGAAUCUGAAGAUACUAUCCUGGAGCCUAUCCCCGAGCCUGUCGAAACAAUAAGAUCACAAAAGAAUGCGCAGAAUGGAGAAACUCCGAGCGCAAUCCCAUGGUGGUCUAAUUCAAAAUCUCAACUACAUGAUUACCCACAGACUCCCCCCAAAUAUAGAACCGCGAGUUUUCAUACAUCUUCCCAUGAGACACACUUUUACGAUGGUGCAACAACGAGAAACACCCGUCACUACGAAAGCAAUAUUUCAUCCAGCGGUAUCAGCACCCAGUCUAGGGUGAAUGAUGUCAACCCCAAACCAACUUGCUACUUACAUAACCAUCCUUGUUCUCAGUGGAAGGCUCUAGCUCCUGAACCUGCAUCCUAUCAUCGAUCGGACGCCGAGAUUGAGGUAGUCAAGAUAAACAGAAGCUGGCACCUCGUUUCGACAAAGUGCCACGUUAAGAGAAACGAGAACGGCGGUGUUACGCACAGUCAUGAACACCGACAUUGGGCAGAGCCUUUCAAGGAACUCCCUCAUUACAAAGGUUGCAGGUCCCUAGAGGAGAAAACAUCUAACAUUCCUGAGCAUGUCAAGUUUUAAAAUGCCAC